GAGUGGUAUUAGAUCAAGGUGUGAGAAGUGCUGAGUGAGCUCCCUCACUCCGGCCGAAGGAGGACUGUCUGGGUCUCCUGGUUCACCCUUGACCACCAGUGCACGACUCUACACCUGUUUCGACUGGGGGCCACCGGUUAACGGAGCGACAUUAUUGCCCUUUGGGUCAUUACUGUCGUUUGGCAGUCCUCUUCAACAGCCAGCUUCCGAAGCCUGGCACCUUUUAUCGUCUAGGGGUCUCGGGGAAAUUUUUCUUUUUGCGUUUUGUGGCUGGUUCUUCCUUGGUGUCCGACACCAGCUUAGCUGGGACUUGGGCUCCUGGUGUGCCCUCGAGGGUGGUGGGUGGCUAUAGACUGUUUUCCAGUUGGCCUCCUGUGUUGGGUGGGUAUUGGCUCUCAUCACUUCAGGGCUUCAGGGGAACUCCUGUGUCACCGAGCGUCCACUGUGUGGUGUAUUUAUCUGCCAUAUGUCGCAGCAGUUUUUUUUUUUUUUGCCAUCUGUCAGUGUAUAGUUUAGCCUUCGGACUUCAGAGUUUUUUCCAACUCACGGGAAUGUCGGGGUGCAUAUUGCCCUGUAUUGUAGCCACCUCUAACCCUACAACAACAAGGAUUGUCUGCACUAAUGUGAACAAUGUGCAGUAAUCCAAAUCACAGGCAACAGUGCAGGCACAGGAAAAACAAUCUCCGUGUGAAAUACACAUAACACACAAAGCGUCUGCGGAAGUGAUUUUCCCAGGCAAAUCAGUAAAGAUGAAUAAUCAGUAUAUUGGGAAGAUCAUAGUUGCACCAAUGGUAAGGGUUUGUACCUUGCCAUUCAGGUUAUUAGCAAUUGACUAUGGCACAGACCUAGUGUACACAGAGGAGACCGUUGAUUUCAAAAUGCUGCGUUCUAUUAGGAGAGAAAACAGCGAGUUGGGUACAGUAGACUUCAUUGACAAGUCAGAUGGAACAGUUUUCUUCCGUACCUGUGAGAGAGAACGAACAAAAGUUAUUUUUCAAAUUGGAACGAGUGAUGCACAGAGAGCUCUCAAAGUUGGCAAGAUGGUUGAACCGUAUGUGGCUGGCUUAGAUGUGAACAUGGGGUGCCCAAAGGAAUUCAGCAUUAAGGGUGGCAUGGGAGCAGCUCUCCUUACUCAGCCAGAGAAGGUUAAAUCAAUACUCACCACUCUUGUUCAAGGCCUUAGCAUCCCAGUAACUUGCAAGAUUCGUCUUCUAAAAACUUUACCAGACACAAUAAAUUUGUGUAAAGUUAUUGAGCAAUGUGGGGUAGCUGCUAUUGCUAUCCAUGGCCGCACUAAGGAGGAGAGACCCAACCAUCCCAAUCAUAAUGACAUGAUCAGAGAAAUUGCUAAUGUUCUUGCCAUCCCAGUUAUUGCAAAUGGUGGGUCAAAGGAGAUAAAAUGUCAUGAGGACAUUGACAAAUUUCGACGAGAGACAGGAGCAUCGAGCGUGAUGAUUGCACGGACUGCCAUGUGGAACUGUUCUAUACUUAGACCUGAAGGCCUGCUUCCACUUGACACAGUGGCUGAGGCAUACCUGAGAUACUGCAUAGAUUAUGAUAAUCCAUUCACCUACAGCAAGUACACUGUUCAGAAUAUGCUGCGGGACCUUCAGGAUACUCCUCGAGGCAAGGCUUUCCUGGAAACACAGACUCUACAGGAGAUAACUGUCAUCUGGGGCCUGGGCGAAUACUUCAAGUUACAACUUGAUAAACAGAAUAAAUCUCAUAAUUGUUUGACUUUCGAACACAAGAAUGGUAAGACAGCCAUGCCUCCUAGUGCAGACCAUGUCAACAUUGUGGAGAGAGAAGAAAAUGGCCAGAAGAUUGUUGAGAUGCCUAUACAGUUUAUACGAGGAAAUUUUAAUAAUGCUGAUCUUCCUAAAAUGCUUUUAAAUACACAUGUGUUCCGUAACCAGUUAUCUGGGCCUCACUAUGAUCAUGUUGUUGUGGAUAAAUUCUUCUCUGCUUCAGUAGUUGUGAAUGGCAUCAAGUACGCUUCAACACUCAGGGAAAAGAGCAAAAGAUACUCUGAACAGGGAGCAGCAGCAGUUUGUCUGCAUGCCUUAGGGGCAGUCGGCAAAUCUUACGGUUUUGUGCCUGCUGAUGGUGCAAGAAAAUAUCAGUAUGUAGUGAAUAAAGUUAAAUGUGAGAGGGAGAAAAAUGCCAAGAGAGAGAGUGCAGAAAAUGAUGAUCCUGAAGCAGAGAAUGAGGGUGCAACAGACUCAAAGAAAAGAAAAUCUGAUACCAGUGUUUUGGAUAAUACCUUUAAAAUAAAUCAGAGAGAGACAGAGGAGUGUGAUAAUCUGAAAAGACCUUUAAAAUGAAGUAUGUUAUACCUAGUAAUAAAUGCUUACAAAUAUUUAUAACAUUGAAAUUGUCAUUUAAUUGAAAUGUUUUUAGCUUUAUAGUGUUAAACUGUAGUGUAACAUUUUAAUACAAUAGACACCGGUUAAUUUAACAUCCAUAGUUCAAACUUUUUUUCAGUGUACUGUACUAUACUGUUUUUAAUUCAAAAUGGCCUUCCAAUGUGCAAACAUUUAUUUUGUAAUGUCCAUAUUGUCCACAUAUUGUCCUUACUCAGCCACUUGUUAGGCUUUGGUGCAUGUUCACACUAGGCUUGUUGCUUCAGUUUUAUGCCUUGAAUGUUGUGUGCUUUAUACUCGGGUCUGCAAGACGGUUCUUUCAUUCUGAGGUACAGUAAAGCAGAUCUUAGUAAUAUUAUUAUGAAAAUAACAAAAUUAUGCGUGAUAUGAGGAAUGAAUUUAGAAUAAAGGAUGAAAUAGUUAUGGAAAAAUGUGGUGUGUAGAAGUCUAUAAAUUGCAACAUUGAUUAGUGUACCGAUAUGCUUUUGCUAUGUUGAAAUAUAGGAUGAUGAAAGAUGGCUAGUGUAUGUGUGUGUGCUGGAGUAUAUUGAAGUAUAUUACCAGAAAGGCAAGAUGACCAAGCAUAAUUUAUAUGUAAGGAAGCAGUGUAUGUGUGUAAACAGCACUCCAGAAAUGGUUGAGAAUAAGGCUAGGUGGCAAUAGUUUGUGAAGAGGUAGGAAGUGUUCGAUAUGUUUAUGUAUGACAAUUCACGAGGAGCAUUGUACAUCUCGUCUCAUCAAGCAGUGAAGUACUGUGCUACUGUGGAUGAUUUGUGGUGAUGCUGGUUCUCCAUGAUAUAUAACCCAUCUACCUAAAAUAGUAGUACUUGCAGUAACCAUUUGGUUGAGGGUACAAAAAAUGGAGUGUUGUAGCAAACAGUGCUCAUGUGUUUGUACUACUGUAUUAAUUUUGUAAAUAGAACAAAUAAAAACCUAAUUUUAACAUUCCUAGUAUAGCAUAUAUGUACUGUACUAUACUGGGCCUAAGAUGGCAUAUAUUAUGCCUUGGAUAAGUUAGAUUAGGGUCUUCAGUUACUUUUCAAUUUUUGUACUAUGUCAUUUGGGUAACUUAGUACGUAACACAAAAUUAACUUUUCUGGGCCCAACAGUCCAUUUUUGUACAUUCAACCAAAUAGUUGCUAUAAGUACUUCCAUUUUAAGAGGAAGGACUGUGAUAUAUUGUGUUUAACCACUACAGUGUGCAACGAGCCUUGAGGCGCUCAAUCAGUGGUGCGCAACGCGCCUCAGGGCUUUCAUAGGUAUAUUGUACGAUUCAAAAGCGGCGCGCAGUGACGCAGGUACGAAAUGGAUUCUUGGGGUCUUCUGUGAUUGUUAAAGUUUUGUCCCACAAAUUCCAACAUUUGAUAAUACCGAUGUUGGUGUGACACCCUUAUUCCCCAAUACUGGUAAUGAUAUGGUUGAAAUUUAUUAUUUUAUGGCAUAUUUUGAUAAGGAAUUCAUGGACCAUCUCAUUGCAGAGAUGAACAGAUACGCUCAUGGCCUUAUUGACGCUGGCAUUUUACCUGCCUCUCGCAUAACACGUUAGAGAGACAUGACAAAUGAGGAAAUGUAUUUGUUUUUAGCAUUGUGCAUGAUGAUAAGGCAUGCAGAUAAACACAUUAUCCAGGAUUAUUGGAGCAAAGACAGCCUUGUUCAAAAAACCCCACCGGUGUUCAACAGGUACAUGUCACGUAAUAAGUUCCUGCUGCUUCUCAGGUGCCUGGACUAAUAUGAGUGAUGCCUUAAUGGUAUGAGUGAAAAGUUCCGUGACUAUUUUGUACCAGCACAGAAUGUCGUGACUGAUCAAUCGCUAGUCCUCUUCAAGGGACGACUGGCGUUCAAGCAGUACAUUCCAUCAAAGCAGUACCAGUUUGGACUCAUUUUUUCACACUAUACGACUGCAAAACUGUUAUUGUCAUGAACAUGAUACUGUAUUUAGGUACAAACAUUGACAUAACAGGUCAAGAUCCCCCACAGGUUCUCAGGCAGUGUCGUGAAAACACUCAUGGAACUGUUGCUGAAUAAGGGGCUUAUCCUGUUCAUGGACAACUAUACCAGCCCCUUGCUGACUAGAUUCCCCCUUGACCACAACACCGGCGUAUGUGGCACUGUCAAGGCCCACAGGAGGGAAAUGCCAGUGUUUGGCAUUGCAGUGGAUGAUUGCCAGCUGCAAAAGUGUGAACGAAUGUUAUCAGUGCACUGGAGGGACAGACGCGAGGUGAAUAUGUUGACAACUUUUCAUACUGGUGCCAUGUUGGACAGUGGCAAACUGAAUUUUACAACAAGGUUGCCAAUGUAUAAACCUGAUUAUGUCAUUGACUACAACGUAAAUAUGUGGCUAGUUGAUAAAUGUGACGUGAAGGUUGGUGCCGUUGAGUGCGUGCAAAAAUCCGUGAAGUGGACGAAGAAAUUCUUUUUCCACCUCAUUGACGUUGCAGUGCUGACCUGUUUCAACAUGUAUCUCGUGAAAUCUGGCAAGAGACCCCCAAUAUGUACUGUACAUUGUGUUGCUCUAGUGUCACAACUUUUCGUGAAGUAUGGGGUGGAGGGUUGUGUUGCAACGUGUGGGGUGCCAGUAACAAUGUCUCGCGCAGUUCCUGACAGACUCAGGAGUAAAGAACAUCUUGCUGUACACAAGCUUGGUUAUAUGCCCAACCCGUCCUCUUAAAAAUAAUGCCGCUUUUCGCUUGUAUGCGAGCUAUGGCCACAAAUGGACGUAAUUUAAAAUGAAAUCGGUUCACAAAAGUGAUGUACUGUCCAGUUUUCUGUUUGAGUCCUCCGGCUUACUCAGAAAGGUUAGGAGAAGAAACUUUCAAUUAAUAUUUUUCAUGACGUUU
This is a messenger RNA of Procambarus clarkii (red swamp crayfish), 5200 nucleotides long. It is a transcript of the gene Dus2, whose product is annotated as Dihydrouridine synthase 2. NCBI's taxonomy places the organism in Eukaryota, Metazoa, Arthropoda, Malacostraca, Decapoda, Cambaridae. Gene Ontology annotation, biological process: tRNA dihydrouridine synthesis. Gene Ontology annotation, molecular function: tRNA dihydrouridine synthase activity; tRNA binding; flavin adenine dinucleotide binding. The record is from RefSeq and is a predicted model, not a curated record. Gene Ontology annotation, cellular component: cytoplasm.